Messenger RNA from Copidosoma floridanum, 3068 nucleotides. Its product is annotated as lipase maturation factor 2. The record is from RefSeq and is a predicted model, not a curated record. Lineage: Eukaryota; Metazoa; Arthropoda; Insecta; Hymenoptera; Encyrtidae. Gene Ontology annotation, cellular component: endoplasmic reticulum membrane. Gene Ontology annotation, biological process: protein maturation.
GCGCAGCCUCUAGCGCCAAGCCAAGCCACCACGUACGCCAAUGACCAGUCGACAGACAAGAGCCGGUCUCUCAACACAAGCUUCCAUUCAUCGCGUAUAGAAGGAGAAAUCGUGUGCAUUGGCUGUAAACAUCACCAGCAAGACGAUGGCGGCGACGACGUCGACGGUGAGCCUGCCUUCGGUGCGCUACACGCGCAACCUCCUCCUCAGGAGCAUGUGCAUCAUCUACAUGUUUGCCUUCCUCAGCUUCUACGUGCAAAUUCCGGGCCUUUACGGAGACAACGGCGUUUUACCGGCAAAGGCGCAAUUGGACCUCAAUUCUCCAGCACCUCUGCUUCUAAAAUUUAAGCAAAAACCAACUCUGCUAUGGUUUGCUCCCUACCUCGGCUUGAACGUCGAAUACAUGAUGGACGUGUUUGCCCUGACUGGAGCACUGUUAGCAUUUUUGGGGUUUGUCAAACAAAAGUUUUGCAAAUUGCCCAUGUUUGUUUUACUGUACUCGUUAUACCUUUCGCUCUACCAAGUAGGACAAGUUUUCAUGUGGUUCCAGUGGGAUGAAUUAUUGUUAGAAGCUGGUAUUUUAUGCAUCGUUCUUACGAUGUCGUGGUCGAAAAAAGUCACACCAACCGAUCCAGUGUCACUUUGGCUGGUACGAUGGCUCCUUUUCCGUGUAAUGUUUUCCACUGGAGCGGUAAAGCUUAUUUCAAAAUGUCCAGUCUGGUGGAAUCUAGAUGCUAUGGGUGUGUAUUUUGAGUCACAAGUUAUUCCAACACCCUUGGCUUGGUAUGCUCAUCAUUUGCCAGCAUGGUAUCUCCGUCUGAACACUGUAUUUACCAACGUUGUUGAACUUGUCAUACCUUUCUUAUUCUUUUUCCCAAUAAGAAGGAUUCGAUUUAUAGCUUUCUACCUUCAUGUCUUCCUUCAAGCCAUAACCAUUAUCACUGGAAACUACAACUUUUACAAUUUAUUGGCUAUCUGUUUAAGCAUAUCAUUAUUAGAUGAUCAAUUCUUCUAUCAUAGGAAAUCCAAGACGGAAAGUUCUCAAAUUUGGAAAUAUCUGACAAAUUUAAUUUGUUUAGCCGUUUAUGGUGGUAUUCUGUUUGGUACUUACAAACUAUUUAACCUCGAGUUGAAAGAUGACUGGACAAUUUCAUCUAAAAUAGGAUUUACUCAAAAAGAAUUUGACAAAGCUAUUUCCAUAGUAGUUCCCGCCUCUGUUUGCGUUGCAAUCGCUUCUCUUGGUAUUGCAAUAUCGUACUCUGUAGUGAACUCAUUAUUUAGUGUAAAGGAUACUUCCAAGAAAGUUAAACUGUUUGUAAAAACUGUCAUAAUCAAUGCCGUUGUCAUUUACAUUUUUGCUCUGAGCAUUGUUCCAUACACGACUUCUUUAUACCCAAAACUCAACUCUACUCUUCCAAUUCAACUAAAAACGCAGUACAAAAAAAUGGAGCCGUUCCAUGUCGUCAACAGUUAUGGAUUGUUCCGUAAAAUGACGGGAGUUAAUGGUAGACCAGAAAUAAUCAUUGAAGGUAGCAAUAGCAUCGAGGGACCAUGGAAAGAGUAUCAAUUCUUGUACAAACCUGGAAAUGGAAAUAAUUCACUUCCUUUUGUUGCGCCACAUCAACCGCGUCUCGAUUGGCAAAUGUGGUUUGCAGCCCUUGGUAAUUAUCAUCAAAAUCCUUGGCUAAUGUCUCUAGCCUAUAGGAUUUUGAACGCCCAGCCCGAAGUUAUGGCUUUACUCAACGAGGUUGAAAAUCCAUUUAAACACAGUCCACCGAAAUAUGUUAGAGCUAGUCUGUUCAACUACCACUACACUCCAGAGAAAAACAAGCAAAGCGAGCAAGCUUGGUGGACGAGAGAACGAGCAAGCGAGUACUUCCCGAUAUUCAGCAAGGACCAUCCACCGCUAAUCGAGUAUUUGCAGAAAAUGAAGAUUAUUCAAGACAAGCCUGCACCCAAAGUAACAAAUACCGUCUUGAAAAAUGCCCUUGACACUUUAAGGUCCGUCGUACGCAAGUUCGAGGCGACUCUACUGCUAUGGGGCAUGUUUACUGCUGGCUGUGCCAUCAUCAUGACCGUCUAACUGUCGAGACGUGUGAAAAGUGAUCUGGCUCACAUCGACCUGUCAGAUUUUUUUUUUUAGAAAACUAUUUGAUUUGGUGUGAUGGAUCGAGCUAGAGAGAAAAGUCAUGGAUGUCUCACGAUGCUUCACUAAUAGUCGUGUGUAGCCAGUUGAUAUUAAUUUUGGAAACAAAGAUUGAAGCAAUUAACGAACCUUAGUCAAUCUUUAUUAUUGAAGGAAGAAUAACUACUUAUUCAAGUUUUAUAGAGAAACAACAGGAACUUUAUUCAUUUAAACUGUAAAAAUGUGCAUUGUUUUUAAGAAAACUCAAAGUGUUGCUACUCAACCAAUUAAAUUUUGUUUUGUAUACUCUUUUUUUUCAGCAUUUGUGUGUAUAGAAAAUAUAUAUUUAAGCAUCUGUUUAUAAUAUGCAUUUAAAGACUCGAUUACAAUGUGUGAUUUAUAUGUAUAUCGUAGAACGUACUCUUAUGAUAAAUAAUUUUUUGUGUUAGUGCUCUCUUUGAAUGAUGUUGUAUUUUUAUAAGUUUUUUUUUUAAUCACAAUUGUGCAGUAGUUGGAAUUUUUAUACAAAAAUCAAGCAUUUAAAACGUUUUUCAGCGUAAAACUUUUGGAAUUCUAACUAUGGAAAGUCUAGUUUGCGAAAAAAAAAAAAAAAAAACAAACAUUUAUUUUGUCAGUGUAAACUGUUCAUGUUGUAUUAUAGGAAGCACAAUAAUUCAUAUACUAAGGCAAAGUUGAAUCUUAUAUCUGAGUAAUAUGUUAAGAGAAAUUAAGUCAUAAUAAAGUACAAACUUGAUGACUAGAUUGUUUCUUGGAAAAAAAACUUCUUGACCAAAUUGUACUGCGUUGAACAUGUAAGUUUUCUUUUUGUAAUAUAAUGUUCAAGAUUUAUACACUUGUAUGUAUCUUUCAUUUAAAGAAGCAAUAUACCAACAAAUCGUACAUAAUGCAUUUAGAGACAUGUUGAAUAAAUUUCUUAAAGAUA